This is a messenger RNA of Schistocerca piceifrons (Central American locust), 999 nucleotides long. RefSeq names its product annexin A5-like. Gene Ontology annotation, cellular component: cytoplasm. Gene Ontology annotation, molecular function: calcium ion binding; calcium-dependent phospholipid binding. The transcript has 7 exons. NCBI's taxonomy places the organism in Eukaryota, Metazoa, Arthropoda, Insecta, Orthoptera, Acrididae. The record is from RefSeq and is a predicted model, not a curated record. Bases 13 to 999 code for a protein of 328 amino acids.
CAGUCAGCGGCGAUGGCAGACGCGGGCCGGCGGUGGUGCUGCGGACGCUACGCGCACCCUCGUUCGUCCAGCGUACUGGGAACAUCAAGAGAUGACUUUAGCCCAGAGAAGUUAGCCACCUGCUUGAAAGAUGCCCUGUUUGGUUACACAGCCUCUGCAGAUUUCAUAAUCUACAUUUUGGCCACUCAUUCUCAUAAGCAAUGCCAGGCCAUCUGCAGACAUUAUCAUCUGCUGACUGCUCAGCAUCUGCAAACAGAUGUGAAUAAGCAAUUAGGUGGCUAUGUGUGUGAUGCAGCACUUAUGCUUCUUCAGGACAAAUGGGAAUUUAUUGCAAGGAACAUUCACUGUGAAAUGAAGAAAAAGUUUGCAGAUAUAGCCACCUUUAUAGAACUUCUGGGUGCGCAGAAUAAUUAUAACAUGCAAAAGAUCAAGGAGAUUUUCUACAAGAUGUAUAGGUGUGAACUAGAUGAUGCAGCAGAGAAGGAAGUGCACGGCCAUUUUCAGAAGAUAAUUGCUUUAUUGCUGAAGACAGACAGAGAUGAAUCAUUUAAAGUAGAUCAUCAGAAAGUUGAAGAAGAUGCCAAGGUUCUAAGAGCAGCUGGAGUUGGGAUUAAGUAUGCCUCAGAUGCAGCAGUAUUGUUCACCUUCCUUAAUAGUCGAAGCUACAGUCACCUUAAAAAAAUGUUUGAAGCAUAUCAUAGAUUAACUGGGAAGACCAUUCAAGAAAAAAUACAAAAUGAGUUUGUGACAGAAUGUUUCCAACAUGCCCUAGUGCUAUACGGUCCUGGAAUAAGACUACGAGGUCUGUCACCUGCAUACUUCAGCUUAUAUGUGCUGGUCACCUACUUGCAGAGAAUGCUAAAGAAUGUGUCUUACAGUAAUGCAACUUGCUACCAACAACAACAGCUGAAGAAGAAGAAGAAGAAGAAGAAGAAGCAGCAGCAAGAAACAAAUGGCAUGUGGAUCAACCACUUGACAUUACAACAAGAACAUAGCUGA